GCAAAAAUGCAUCAUGUCCCAUUUUUCUGUGCUAUAUAGUAAUUUUUGGUAGUUGUUUGGCAUUGCUCGAGCGAUUGGACGUGUUGAACGUUUUGAAUAUGGAUACUAAAGACAAUAUAAAAACGCUGUUGUUAUUAUAUGAACAACAUCCUUUGUUAUAUGUUGUAAAAUCUGCUGAAUACCACAAUCGAACCAAAAGAGAGAAUGCUUAUCGACAAAUAUGUCAGCAAUACCAAGAAAUAACACAACAGCCUUUAACUAUAGAAGCUGCUAAAAAAAAAAUUAAUAAUUUAAGGUCGCAGUAUUUAGAUUACGUUAACAAAAUAAAAGCAUCGAAAUCAAGUGGCAUGUCGACUAAUGAUAUUUAUAAACCCACAUGGUGGUUAUUCGAAGAUAUGAAAUUUCUCGAUCCACACAUUGCUCAAAGAAAAGGAGAGUCUUCCAUAACAGUUUCUAGUCAACAAAGUAGCUGCUUAGAACAUAAUACUGCAGAAGAGGAAAGUGACAACGAAGAUCUUCAAUUUAUAGAGGUUGCUAAUAUUUUAAAAGCACAAGAUUCUAAUAAAGAGAAUACUGAGCCAAAUCUUCAGCCAAAUCCAUCAUCGUGUAGUACUAGUUCAACCGGAUCACAAAGAGCAACAUCAAAACGUGGAAAAAGGAAAUUUGAAACUUUAAGUAAUAAUUCAUCAAAAGAUGAAUUUUGGACAGCAGCAACAAAUGCUAUCCAAACUAUAUCAAACAAUGACGAUACUGCAGAUGAAUUAAAAUACUGGAUAUUGUACGUAGAAAGUAAAUUACGUAAAAUUAAGGAUCCAAAAUCAUUGAACUACUUACAGAAAGAGAUUAUUGCAUUAAUAGAUAAUGAAAAUAUUUAAUAAGUGUUCCUAUGUUCCUAUGUUUCUAUGUGAUAAGGGUUUUGUUGACCACGUCCCGAUUUACCACAAGCCAUUCACAGUGCUUGUACAGUGGAAAAACUUUAGGCACCGGUCUCUGUGAGUGGCUGUGGUCAAGGACAUGGUCAAACGGAACGCUCCCUUUCUAUGCUUAUAUACAUAUUUGCAAAUGUUUGCAUAUUA
This is a messenger RNA of Trachymyrmex cornetzi, 1076 nucleotides long. RefSeq lists its product as uncharacterized. The transcript has 4 exons. The record is from RefSeq and is a predicted model, not a curated record. NCBI's taxonomy places the organism in Eukaryota, Metazoa, Arthropoda, Insecta, Hymenoptera, Formicidae. The coding region runs from base 99 to 875 and encodes 258 amino acids.